AUGAAGAUCGAGUUAGCCUCAAAGUCAAAGUAUACGUUGGCGUUUCAAUCAAGUAGAAAUCAGCUGGUGUUUGAGGAUAAGUCUUUUUCGGAAACAAAGGUCUUAGGAAAAGCAUUGAAACAUGCUAGAGAGUGGCACAACUCGAACUUAACCACCUCGCCUCACUCUGUUUCGAGGAAAGACUGCUCUGCGAGUGUGCCUCAAGCUCAGCCCCGAGAGAACGAUUUUCUCUGCUUCUCAGAUGCAGCUUGGAAUAGUGCUACUAGUGCAGGAGGUUUGGGCUGGACAUGCUCUAACUCUGCCGGUGCUACUCUCCUGCAAGGAUCUUCACCGUGCCCCAUAGUGGCAUCAGCGCUAGUUGCAGAAGCACUGGCACUCAAGGCGGGUAUCAAAGCCGCUAUCUCCCUUAACAUCAAAGACCUGGUCUGUCACUCAGACUCAAAAAGCUUGAUCAAUCUGAUCACAGGAAACACGUCUGUGAUUGCACUCCAAGGAAUUCUCCAUGACAUCAGUGUGUUGAGUAAUUCCAUGUCGUCUAUCUCCUUUAAAUUUGUACCUCGGCGUUGUAAUACGAUCACUGAUCGUCUGGCCAAAGAGGCUCUGUUUUCUGUAUCAAACUCUUCUUUGGGAAGAGAGAACCUUGUAGCUUAA
Brassica rapa (field mustard) is the source of this 651-nucleotide messenger RNA. RefSeq lists its product as uncharacterized. Lineage: Eukaryota; Viridiplantae; Streptophyta; Magnoliopsida; Brassicales; Brassicaceae. Gene Ontology annotation, molecular function: RNA-DNA hybrid ribonuclease activity; nucleic acid binding. The record is from RefSeq and is a predicted model, not a curated record.